Messenger RNA from Eurypyga helias (sunbittern), 1052 nucleotides. RefSeq names its product uridine-cytidine kinase 2-like. Gene Ontology annotation, cellular component: cytoplasm; cytosol. The record is from RefSeq and is a predicted model, not a curated record. Lineage: Eukaryota; Metazoa; Chordata; Aves; Eurypygiformes; Eurypygidae. Gene Ontology annotation, molecular function: kinase activity; ATP binding.
GAAUGGCUGUUACUUGUGGACAUCCUCCCUACGUGGCUCAGACACCGCUGCUGCUGACUUGCCUCCUUUGCUGUUCCUUUCCCAGUCCUCCGUAUGCUCCAAGAUCGUCCAGCUGCUGGGCCAGAACGAGGUGGACUAUCGCCAGAAACAGGUGGUGAUCGUGAGCCAAGACAGCUUCUACCGGGUGCUCACCUCGGAGCAGAAAUCCAAAGCACUCAAAGGCCAGUUCAAUUUUGACCACCCAGAUGCCUUUGACAACGAGCUCAUCGUGAAAACACUCAAAGAGAUCACGGAAGGGAAGACGGUCCAGAUUCCUGUCUAUGACUUUGUCUCCCACUCCAGGAAAGAGGAGACGGUGACCGUGUACCCUGCCGACGUGGUGCUCUUCGAAGGCAUCCUGGCCUUCUACAGCCAGGAGGUGCGGGAUCUCUUCCGCAUGAAGCUCUUUGUGGACACGGACGCAGACACCCGGCUGUCCCGCAGAGUGCUACGAGACAUCAGUGAGCGAGGCAGGGACCUCGAGCAGAUCUUAUCUCAGUACAUCACCUUCGUCAAACCUGCCUUCGAGGAGUUCUGUUUGCCAACCAAGAAGUACGCGGACGUGAUCAUUCCGAGAGGAGCGGAUAAUGAAGUGGCCAUAAACCUGAUAGUGCAGCACAUUCAGGACAUUCUUAAUGGAGGACUCAGCAAACGCCAGAGCAACGGCUACCUGAAUGGCUACCCUCCUCCUCGCCAGCGGCAGCCCUCAGAGUCCAGCAGCCGGCCUCACUGACCCCGGGCGGCAGGCGUGAGGCUGGGGGCGAAGGGCGCUCGGGCGCCUGCCCCUCUGUACAUACUGUACGUUCGUUCCCCCCUUAUCUAUUUAAGAAACCAGACGGAGAUGAAUGCCUUUAAUUUUGUAUGUUGGAAAUGCCGAACGAGAAGCAGCCGGCUGCUCAGGAGCCUGGACCGCCCACAGCUCCUGGCCUUGCUCAAUAACUCCUCCAGCACGGAACCGGCUAUAAAUCUCUAUAAAUAUAGAAUUGCUCUAUUUUUGUGUAAAUGCAGAAUAA